UCUUGGGAGCUGGAGGAACUCGACCCGAAUUUUACUGAACUGCCGACCUGGUUCCAUCAGGGAGCCCUGGUGGGUGUAGAUCACGAAGGCAAACUUCGAAACCCGCACUAGCCGGUGGUUUCUCUCUUUCGUUCUCUCCAUUCAUGUAUCCUCUUGGAUCUUCAAAAGGUUGGCAUCUUACUUCUCUUCUCAAAUCUUAACCUUUUGUCGAUGUUUACCUUGGGUUGAAGAAAAUCGUACGGUGGUGUUGAAGAAGGAUGGUGCUCGUGCUUGCCCUUGGAGAUCUUCACAUCCCACAUAGAGCAGCCGAUCUGCCUGCUAAAUUCAAGUCUAUGCUUGUUCCCGGAAAGAUUCAGCACAUAAUUUGUCCCGGAAACCUGUGCAUAAAGGAAGUCCAUGAUUACUUGAAGAGUCUUUGUCCAGACUUGCACAUUACUCGUGGUGAAUAUGAUGAGGAUGCACGCUAUCCAGAGACUAAAACCCUCACGAUUGGCCAGUUUAAGCUUGGACUUUGCCAUGGCCAUCAGGUUGUCCCAUGGGGUGACUUGGAUUCUCUAGCCAUGCUUCAGAGGCAACUGGAGGUGGACAUCCUUGUUACUGGCCACACUCACCAAUUCAAGGCCUACAAGCAUGAGGGAGGCGUGGUCAUAAACCCUGGCUCUGCAACAGGUGCAUAUAGCAGUGUCACAUAUGAUGUUAAUCCCAGCUUUGUCCUUAUGGACAUUGAUGGACUUCGUGUUGUGGUAUAUGUCUAUGAAUUGAUUGAUGGAGAAGUCAAGGUUGACAAGAUUGAUUUCAAGAAAACAACCACACACUGAACUAAUUGCAUUGAAGCUUCGACUACUGUAACUGUUCAACUUAGAGAUGCCAAAUUGACAGCAGGACUUUGUGUAGUGUGUCGGAUAAAUGGUUGCAGAAUUUGGGAUCAGGUUACCUCAUACAGGACUACUGUUUCCUGCUGAUGUAUAGACUUCUUUCCAUGUCUUUCCAAGUGCAUUUGUGCGGCGUUUGUAUGCAUGUAUGUGCAUGUGUAUGUUGGGGAGGGGAAGCACCAAGUGAAACUAAACCUUUGGGGUGGAAUUGUUUGAGCAAUAUUUUCAUCAAGAAUGUGUAAUCUUCAUCUA
Molecule: messenger RNA, 1124 nt
Organism: Nymphaea colorata (pocket water lily)
Lineage: Eukaryota; Viridiplantae; Streptophyta; Magnoliopsida; Nymphaeales; Nymphaeaceae
Product: vacuolar protein sorting-associated protein 29
Exons: 4
Coding region: 258-818 (186 amino acids)
Biological process (GO): intracellular protein transport; retrograde transport, endosome to Golgi
Cellular component (GO): retromer complex; endosome
Source: RefSeq, a predicted model, not a curated record